AUGGAUCGCAAGUGGUUGUGGAAAAAGAAGUCUUCUGAGAAGAGCUCUGGAGAAACUGACAGUUCAGGUUCAGUAUCUUCACACUCUGAGAGGUACUCUGAUGAACAGGAAGCACUUAAGGCAUCUCCUAAUCAUGACACUCAAUCACCCGAAGUCACAUCAAAAGCUGCAUCCAAUGCUGAAGAUGUUAAUGAUAGUGUGAAGAGUCUAACAGAGAGAUUAUCAGCUGCUCUUGUGAAUGUUAGUGCCAAAGAAGACUUGGUGAAGCAGCAUGCCAAAGUUGCUGAAGAAGCGGUUGCAGGCUGGGAAAAGGCUGAAAAUGAGGUGACCGUUUUUAAGCUAGAACUUGAAGCUACAAUGCAGCAAAACUCAGCCCUGGAAGAUCGGGUAAGCCAUCUUGAUGGGGCCCUCAAGGAAUGUGUAAGGCAGCUUAGACAAGCAAGAGAGGAGCAGGAACAAGCCAUACAGGAAGCUGUGGUGAAGAAAACCCGUGAUUGGGAGUCUACCAAAUUAAAGCUUGAAAGUCAAAUUAUUGAGCUCCAGAGAAAAGCGGAAGCUAAUAGAUCUGAAGUUUCUGCUUUUGUGGAUCCUCAUCUUUCUCAUAAGCUUCAAUCUUUGGAAAAAGAAAACUCAGCCCUUAAGCUUGAGCUACUGUCUCAAGCAGAGGAGUUGGAAAUCAGGACAAUUGAGACGGACUUAAGUACUCAAGCAGCUGAAACAGCCAGUAAGCAACACUUGGAGAGUAUAAGGAAGGUUGCAAAGCUUGAAGCUGAGUGCCGGAGGCUAAAAGCUUUGGGUUGCAAAAUACCUUUAGUUCAUGAUCAUAAAUCCAGUGCUGCUUCCUCAAUUUAUGUGGAGUCUUGCAUGGAUAGUCAGUCGGACAGUGGAGAACGGCUAAACAUGAUGGAGAUAGAUUCUCAAAAGAUGAAUGGCUCAGAGCCAAACAAGCGUGACCUGAAUUUCUCUGACUCGUGGGCGUCAGCCCUGGUUGCUGAGCUUGAUCAAUUCAAGAAUGAAAAGGCUGUUAACAGAAAUUUGCCGGCCUCUUCUGUUGAUAUUGAUCUCAUGGAUGAUUUUCUUGAGAUGGAACGACUUGCUUCAUUGCCACAGACUGAGAUUGGAACUAGUUGCCUAGAAUCAGAAGCCAUAAUUAAUCAGUCCAAUAAUGAAGAAAGUGCCUUGAGAGCUGAACUUGAAGCCAUGAGUCUUCGGACAGCUGAAUUAGAGGAUAAGUUAGAAAAUUUGGAAGUAGAGAAAGAAAAGUUGGAGGUAGAGAAAGCUGAACUUGAAGCUAUGAGUCAUCGAACAGCCGAACUAGAGCACAAGUUAGAAAAGUUGGAAGUGGAGAAAGAAAAGCUGGAAUUAGAGAAAGCUGAACUACGAACUGCUUUAGCCAAAAGUCAAGAAUGUUUUGAGGCAGUAGAGUUUCAGCUAAAAGAAGCAGAAAUGAAGUUGGAGGAGUUACAAAAGGAGCUAAAUAGUGCAAGAGAAUCAAAACAGACUAUUGAGUCUCAGCUGAUUAGCAUGGAAGCAGAGGCGCGGACCAUGUCUGCUAAGGUUAAUUUCUUAGAAGCAGAGGUUCAAAGGGAGAGGACUUUAUCAGCAGAAAUUGCUGUCAAAUGUCAAAGUUUAGAGGAAGAGCUAUCAAGAAAAAAUGAAGAAGUCAAUCUUCAGAAAAAUGCUUGCUCAAAUGGUGAAUUGAAGAUAAAGCAGGAAGACCUAGCUGUAGCUGCUGGAAAGCUUGCCGAGUGUCAGAAGACAAUAGCAUCUCUUGGGAAUCAACUGAAAUCUCUAGCAACACUAGAAGAUUUCCUGAUUGACACUGCAAACAUACCAGGGUUCUCUGCUGUUGCACCACAGAUACCUAAAGCUGAUGACCAGUGGAAGUUUCAUUCCAAUGUGACAUUUUCACCUAAAAGAGAUUCUGUGUCAAAACCAACCGAUGAGAGUUGUGGUCCUUCAGUAAAUAGAAAUGAGGAUACUUCACCACCAUCUUCAUCUUCAUCAACCUCAUCUACUGUAUUGUCAACUCAUGUCAGUUCUGAGAAGAAUCGAAACGGGUUCGCAAAGUUCUUCUCUCGAACUAAGAGUGGGAUACGACUAGAAAUUUAG
Prunus armeniaca (apricot) is the source of this 2112-nucleotide messenger RNA. Lineage: Eukaryota; Viridiplantae; Streptophyta; Magnoliopsida; Rosales; Rosaceae. The record is from the annotation of a GenBank genome assembly.